CCGCAGAUGAAGAGGAGGCGGCGGCAGUGGUGGAAGAAGAGGCGGCGGCGGCGCGGGUAGGGAUCCUGGAAACGCGAGCGGGGAUGGUAGGUGGUUUGGACCCGCCGGGCCGCCGUCGUUUCCAGAAAGGGUUUGACUGGAGGAACCUCUGGAGCAGCUGGGCAAACACCAAAGCUUAUCUCCAGUUAACUAUUUUUCAGUCACAUUGUGACUACUGAAUUGCUCAGAAGGAGAUUGAGAAGUGAACAGUUGAUGUGGUAAUUGGAUGUUUGAGGACUAAUCAUCGACAGUCAGGUUGGCUAGCUCCUCUGGCUGAUGGCAUGUUGAGGCACAUGGGCCAGUGGCUGCGAGGGCAUCUGAUCCAGAGGGGGCCACUCUAGAGGCCAGGCCACCAGCACCAUGGGCCAGUGUGUCACCAAGUGCAAGAAUCCCUCAUCAACCCUGGGCAGCAAGAACGGAGACCGUGACCCCAGCAGCAAGUCACACAGCAGACGGAGUGCAGGCCACCGUGAGGAACAGCCACCAGCGUGUGGCAAGCCAGGCGGGGAUAUCCUUGUGAAUGGGACCAAGAAGGCAGAGGCUACCACUGAGCCCUGCCAGCUGCCAACGUCCUCUGGAGAUGCCGGGAGGGAGCCCAAGUCCAAUGCUGAGGAGUCUUCCCUGCAGAGGCUGGAAGAACUGUUUAGGCGCUACAAGGACGAGCGGGAGGAUGCAAUUUUGGAGGAAGGCAUGGAGCGCUUUUGCAAUGACUUAUGUGUUGACCCCACAGAAUUUCGAGUGCUGCUUUUGGCUUGGAAGUUCCAGGCUGCUACCAUGUGCAAAUUCACCAGGAAGGAGUUUUUUGAUGGCUGCAAAGCAAUAAGUGCAGACAGCAUUGAUGGGAUCUGUGCACGAUUCCCUAGCCUCUUAACAGAAGCCAAACAAGAGGAUAAAUUCAAGGAUCUCUACCGGUUUACAUUUCAGUUUGGUCUGGACUCUGAAGAAGGGCAGCGGUCACUGCAUCGGGAAAUAGCCAUUGCCCUGUGGAAAUUAGUCUUUACCCAGAACAAUCCUCCAGUAUUGGACCAGUGGCUAAACUUCCUAACGGAGAAUCCCUCGGGGAUCAAGGGCAUCUCCCGGGACACUUGGAACAUGUUCCUUAACUUCACUCAGGUGAUUGGCCCUGACCUCAGCAACUACAGUGAAGAUGAGGCCUGGCCAAGUCUCUUCGAUACCUUUGUGGAGUGGGAAAUGGAGCGAAGGAAACGAGAAGGGGAAGGGAGAGGUGCACUCAGCUCAGGGCCCGAGGGCUUGUGUCCCGGGGAGCAGACUUAGUGGCUCUAUCCCAGGAGCAGCAGCAGCAGCAGCAGGGAUCUGCCUGCUGCCCUGCAGCCAACGGAGGAAUUGGACCUUUCUGGAAAUUACUGAAGAUCCAGAUAUUUUCUACUUUACACCUUUCUCUGCCUUGUAUCUGAAAGGGCUCUAAAAUGCUGUAUCAUGUUUUAGGCACUUUCUUCACUUUUUGGUUAUUUUGGUUAUUUCUUUUUUUGGGGGGGGUUCCCCAAAAUAUUUGAACCUGGCUACAUGUUGUGUAUUUUUUUUGAAGCCUUCAGAUAGAAUAAGCCUGCCAUUUCUUGCACAAAUUAGUUUUUUUUUUUUUUUUUUUUUUUUUUGUGGGGAAGGGUGUAGAGCAGGGAGGGGGGAAUGGGAUGGUUAGGUUGAAUUAACAUUACAAGAUGAUACAGUGCCAGAUCUCAGUUUUGCAUAUUCUGUUUUUCAGGGCAGGUCUGUACUGUGUGUAGUGCUGUUUACAUGGUUGAAUUUAGGUUGUAAUAAUUAUUUUAAAAGAUUUACACAGAAUUGAAUAGCAGUGUUAACUGUUAACCAUAUUGCAUUAAUUCCCAGGCGAUUUAAAGCUCUUGGAGAGCUAAGGCCAGCCAAGAGCAUUUGUAGUCUGGUGACAACCCCCUUUUAAGCUAAUUUAUCCGAAACUCUUUAUUUUCUUCUCUUCUUGCUCAUUCCUUCUUUGACCUAUUGCAUUUCAUGUUGAGUUUAUCCAUCAACAUGCUGCACCUGUCAGUCAAGUGAGCAGUUUUGUUUUUUUUUUUUUUUAGAACACAUAGUACUGAGAACCACUUAAGCAUUGAAUGCAGAGAAAGCAGUGCUACCUCAGUUUUGCUGGAAGUAGAUUUUGAUAGUUUUCUUUUUUUGUUGAAUUUUCUGUAUUUUCAUGUUGUAAGUGAAAAUACUUUUUUUUUUCUUUUGCCUUGGAGCCAAAGUUUCUGUUCCUGGUGGUCGGAAAACUGUGCCUGCCGGCCAACUGACUUGAAGGAAAACUGUGGUAUGGAGCUCUGCUUGAAUUUUUUUUUUGUAAAGUUUUUUUUUCUUUUUUUUAAUAUCAUCAGCUUACUUGUCUGGCAAGUGCAGAAGCCUGGGAUUGGCCUGAACUCUGCCAAACAAAUAUAGAAGUGUAUUUAAUAGUUAAAUGUGUGCCCUUUCCCUUCUUGCUGCACCCAUGUUGUCACUUAACCCCCAGGAGUUAUUUAUUAUCUUCUUUGUUAAUGUCAGGCUCAUUUGGGGUAAUGUGAUGACUGUUUAGGUUUACAUGACCCUUCUCUCCUUCCCCUACCCCCAAAUAUGUAUAUAUACAUAUAUAAGAUAUGUAUAUAUUUUACCUAUAUAAAAUAUAUAUAUACACAUAUAUGUAUCUAUAUUCCUUUGUUUCUUUUUGCCUGCUAAAACUGGCCAUAAAAGAGGGAGCUGCCUUCAAUAUAUAAAGCAUGAGUGCCAGGUAAUGUCAUAAAUGGAGGCUUUUGAAUCUGAAUUUGGACCAUCUUCACUAAAGAGAGGAUGAAUUUUCUCAAACCUUUCCUCACAAGAGGGAGGCCCAGUUCCCCAGACUCCUCCAUGUGCUUGCUCCAGAAGGCCAGCUUUGGCCAAAGUGCCCCACAGGAGCUGACUCUGGUCCUACCUGGUUUCAGUAGAGGGUCUUCUUGUUAUUUUUCCAUUAAAAAAAAAAAAAAAGUGUCCUCAAAAAACUGUACUGGAAGGGUGGGUGGCAGGAACUUGUACAGUUCAGCUCCCAACACUUUGGAACAGAUUGAAAAGGGAAUCUUUUAAAUAAAAACAUAAAAUAUUUAUACUCUUGAGGUAAUGAGAGUUUGUCUAUUAAACAUUUGGAGUUUUCUUCCCUAACUACUUCCAUCUGCCUCCCAGGUAUAUGUUUCUCAGCCUGGGCAGGAAUUGCUUAUUUUGAGUUCCUUUAUUAGGAGCCUUAUGGCUCCAGGCUCCCAUCUUUCCAAAGAUGAUUACUUAAGGAGUUCCUGCAGUCGAUGUUUUUCUAAGAUUGACAUUGACAUAGGAAACGUACUUGGUUUUUUUUUUUUUUAAGAUCCUAAACUUGGCAGUUGCCCCUUCUAGAGGGGUAGAAGGGAAACUUUAAAGAAUCAGCCACAGCAAGUUAGUACUGCUGGAAAGCUGAAGAGGGUCUCAGGCCAGAAGUCUGGCUUUGUUCUAGCCUAAGACACAAGUUCCUUGUAUAAAGAGAGUUUCCAGGGGCCCCAGCAGGUUCUGUGGGCUCAACUGUAGUCAGGGUGCUUAGACUGAGGUUUUAAAGAGACUGCUUUCUCAUUCAGCCAGUCCUGCAAGCCCAAUAUUUCCUGAUUCUAGACUGGAUAGAGUUUGAAAAGGAAAGGGCAGGCUGCUCCUAGCCAGGUAAGGCUCCCUUAUGUCUUAGAUUACAAGGCUAUAUGGAGAGAAGAGCACAAGAGAGGAUGGCACCAAGAAUCCUGAGGACUCUGGAGGAACUGGAUUCCUUCCCCAGCCUACAAGGUGGCAUUCCAUGCAUUAGGUAUGCUAGAAGUGGGUAGAUUUUUGUUAACUAUACAGCCUCCCCAUCCCGACCUCCCACAAAGAAAGCCAUUAAAUAAAUUAUUUUUGGUUAUAUUUUUAAUGAUCUAUUUGUUACAGAAAUGCAAAUGAGAAACCAGUAAAGGAAAUAGGGAAGAACUUGUAGGUUCUAUCCAGGUUGGAGUUCCUGGUGCACGCUAGCUCUGGGCCAGUGUUUGACUUGAAAAGCAGUUUUUUAGCAAAGGGAACGGAGGUGGGGUGUGUGUAUGGUUUGUAGUCACACUUUAUGGAGAAAUUAAAGGUCCCUGUUCCUUUUAGCCUAGAAAUAGGUUUGCUGUUUAAUGAGCAAGCAGUAAUUGUGUGGAAGAGGCCAAAUGCAUGCCCCUCAGGUAAGCCAGUGUGUGCUCUUCACUUUAACAACAUAACAUCAGGGUGGUACAGAGGGGCAGGAUGUGGAUUUUGAAAAUAGGCAAAUAUCUGAGGGUGAUUACAAGAAAUUGAGUAUGUAUUGGGACAUUCUUAGUUUUUGGCAAAUGGCUUUGAGUUUGUGGUGUAUUCUUUAGUGAUUAGAAAGCUAUAUGAGAUGAAGUAUUGCUUCAUUGACAUGCUCUUGCUCCAUCCUUGCCAUAUUUGAAUGUAUCAUUAACCCCACCUCUUGUAAUGACACUUUGCUAUGCUUCAGCUGGAUGCCUCAACAGUUUUCCCUCACCUGGACCAGUUGUGCCCACAUGUGAGCUUGGGUCCAAUACCCCCAUCUACUCUUCUGAUAAGAAAAAUGAGAGCUGGGUAAUGAUCCAAAUUUCACCCAAGCUGAGGCCUAAAGAAAUCCAAUUAGAAAUGUACUAGGCAGUGUUUUCAAUAUUAAACUUCCCUAAGGAAGGCACAAACUAGCUUUCUUGGGAAGGGAGCAGGGAUUAAGCCACGGAGUUCAUAUUUGAUACAGUUCUGCUCUCCCAGAGGCUGGUGUCAAAAUUUAGUCCUCCGUGCUGGAGUCCACAGGAUGUGGGACUCCAUAGUUCAUUGGAUGGCCUCAAAUCCUAUUAUGCCAGACUGCAUUAAACAACGAUGGGAAAUUACUGGGAUAAGGACUUGGGUCUAAAAGUUUAAAAAUCAAAACAUCUCUAUGUAAGACUGUGGUUUGCCACAUUUAAAGAGAAGUCUUUUGAGUGUAGUGAAGCCCAGGAAUAGACCCAAUUAUACAAUUAUAAGGGCUGGAGAGAAGCUGCUGCUAGAUUUGUUUUAGCUGCCCGCUUCGCUGUUUUUCUUGUGUCUCUUAAUGUUGCUUAGUGAUGACUUGAACAUCUUGGUAACUGACAAAGGUCUUCCCUUGGGGGGGGGGCUCGAAAAAUCUUGGAAACUGACAAAGGUCUUCCUGUGGGGGGACGCUAGCAGUAUCUUGUUUAAACAGUCGAAAGGGAAAGGAUUACUACAAGUUAUUGAAGUAUGUUAAUUGGGACUCAUGUGAGGACCUAUGUUGUUGAUCCUCCUCCUACUCCAUAAUCUGUUUUCUGAAUCCUAGAGGGGGGUUUCUACCCACUCCCUUUCCAAGUAUAUUCUUAUUGGUAGUAUAUAUCCAGUUUAACCUGGACUGAGGGCCAUGUUUUAGUGAGGAUCUAUGCAGAUGUUUUUCCUUAUCGAAAGAGUUUAUGCUUGAGCACUGGUUGCAGAAGCCGAGAUGAUUCAAAUAGCUUUGAGAAACCAUCAGGUUCUCCUGAUUCAGGUGCUGGGGCCUCAACAUCCUAUUCCUCUUGGAAACUAAGCUUGCUUUCAUAGAUACUUUUUCCACUACCCACCUUCUCUUUUUGCUACUUAAUACAACAUAAUCUUGGAUAUUGCCAAAGGAAGCCUUUCAGCAGAUGGUGACACCCACCCCCACCCUGACUCUGGUCCCCAGCCCCGAGUCUGUAAUUAAUUGCUCUUACCUGUUGCACUAACAAAUAUGAUUCUAGGUUUCAAAGGGGGAACUUGAAACAAUAGGCAAAUGGGGCUUGGAUGAAUUGGUCCUACAGAUACCCUGCCUUAACCCACUGAGGUGAUGAGUCCACUACUCAUGUGACCCUCCACCUUUGUGGAUUCCUCUUGGUUUGUGACCAGUGUGUCUGUUUCCUAAGGUUGUACAAACUUAUUGACAAAGGUCAAUACUUCCGUUUGUAUUCUCUGCACUGUUGCACUCUCAAAAUGGCCCCUUGAAUAGUUUUAUUAACUUGUUACACACAUUUUUGUCUGUCUACAUUUUUCUUUUGAUGUUUUUUUAUUUGGAAGGUUACCUGCUGUUGGAUUUAAUAAAUUUGUUUACUUCA
Molecule: messenger RNA, 6128 nt
Organism: Nyctereutes procyonoides (raccoon dog)
Lineage: Eukaryota; Metazoa; Chordata; Mammalia; Carnivora; Canidae
Gene: DCUN1D3
Product: defective in cullin neddylation 1 domain containing 3
Exons: 4
Coding region: 400-1314 (304 amino acids)
Biological process (GO): protein neddylation; positive regulation of ubiquitin-protein transferase activity
Cellular component (GO): ubiquitin ligase complex
Molecular function (GO): ubiquitin-like protein binding; cullin family protein binding; ubiquitin conjugating enzyme binding
Source: RefSeq, a predicted model, not a curated record